This is a messenger RNA of Mucor mucedo, 1001 nucleotides long. RefSeq lists its product as uncharacterized. The transcript has 3 exons. The record is from RefSeq and is a predicted model, not a curated record. Bases 257 to 844 code for a protein of 195 amino acids. NCBI's taxonomy places the organism in Eukaryota, Fungi, Mucoromycota, Mucoromycetes, Mucorales, Mucoraceae. Gene Ontology annotation, cellular component: cytoplasm; membrane.
GUGUCUAAACUAAUAGUAGAUCCAAUCGGGAUUUACUAUUCAAUCGUUUAUCCAUUUGAAUUGAAUAAAUGUUUAUCCAUGUAUUCUUAUUCGUUCAUAACAAUCUUUCCAUGAUUACGAUCUCCAGUCUGUCUACUGAGAUCUAAUAUUGGAUUUCUAUUGUUUCUAUGAUUCAAUACAUCUGCGAUACAACACCUGUAAAAACUUUUAUCCUCGCUUUUUAACUUUUACCCCUUUUUUGUUAUCUUUUUUUAACAUGAGUACAUUGCUGCAAAAGUAUCAAUACAAUAUAUUAGAAAGACCCAUUCGCACAUUUGCCAUGCAGUCAUCCUUCAUGAUGACUUUGGGUGACAUAAUCUCUCAGCAAGCAAUUGAAAGAAAAGGUUGGGAAAACCAUGACAUUGCCCGGUCACUUCGAACGACUGUGUACGGUGUUUGUAUCGGCGGACCUGUCAUGGGAAGCUGGUUUGGUUUUAUCAACAGAACUAUCACAAUUAAGAACCGCUGGGCAGCUACCGGUACCCGUGUCAUUGUGGACCAAACAUUGUUUUCACCCGCUAUUUUGGCAGUCUUUAUGGGUGGCAUUUCCUUAUUAGAAGGUAGAACUAUUCCGGAAAUCCAAGAGAAGUUUCAUGAGAGUUAUUAUAAUGGUUUGAUGAAUUCAUAUCGUUAUUGGCCCUUUGUCAGUUUAUUUACUUUUGCCUUGAUUCCGCUACAUUAUCGUCCAAUCGUCAAUAGUGGAUUUGGUAUCAUCUGGAAUGCUUACUUAUCACACCUCAACCAAGAAUCUUUGCAGGCAUUGAAAUUGGCUCACCCUACAAUCAUACAAACAACUACCAUAUAGAUUUAGAUUUAUAUUUAUACACUUACAUUUAGACACCCCCCCCCCCUUUCGCUCAGUAUCGCGAAUUUCCUAGAAAAGGAAAGAAGCGCGCGUUUCCUAAACCCAUUUUUUAAGGCGCGUUUUCAAUAAAAAAUUAAUAGGUUUGUUUGCCAACAGA